AUGGCAUCCUCAAAUGAACCUUUCUACAUCAGAUACUACUCGGGACAUCAAGGUCGAUUUGGUCACGAAUUCCUUGAAUUCGAUUUCCGAGUACUAGGAGAAGGAAAGGGAGCGACUGCGAGAUAUGCGAACAACUCAAACUACCGCAAUGAUUCUUUGAUCCGCAAAGAGAUGUGUGUCAGCUCUCUUUUGGUGGAUGAGAUCAAGCGCAUUAUCAAGACCAGUGAGAUCAUGAAGGAAGACGACGGCAAAUGGCCAAAGAAGAACAAGGAUGGACGCCAGGAAUUGGAGAUCAAGAUAGGCAGUGAGCACAUAUCAUUCGAGACUGCUAAGAUCGGAUCCCUUGUCGACGUUACCGAAUCUCAAGACCCGGAAGGCCUCCGUGUGUUCUACUAUCUCGUUCAGGAUCUCAAGGCACUGGUUUUCUCGUUGAUAGCUUUGCAUUUCAAGAUCAAGCCUAUUUGA
This is a messenger RNA of Mollisia scopiformis, 465 nucleotides long. Its product is annotated as Mago nashi protein. Gene Ontology annotation, cellular component: exon-exon junction complex; nucleus. The coding region runs from base 1 to 465 and encodes 154 amino acids. The transcript is spliced from 6 exons. The record is from RefSeq and is a predicted model, not a curated record. Gene Ontology annotation, biological process: RNA splicing. NCBI's taxonomy places the organism in Eukaryota, Fungi, Ascomycota, Leotiomycetes, Helotiales, Mollisiaceae.